This is a messenger RNA of Seminavis robusta, 1660 nucleotides long. The record is from the annotation of a GenBank genome assembly. Lineage: Eukaryota; Bacillariophyta; Bacillariophyceae; Naviculales; Naviculaceae.
AUGACAAAAGCUACUACAUCCACUGAGGAUCCAAGCAUUUGGUUACAUCUGGGAGAUCUCCCAGGCUACACCGGCUGGGCACGCCCAUUUGAGACGCUUGCAGGGUCGUUUGGUCCGCCCAGCUUUUGGCCAUCCAAUGCAAGUUGGGUGGUGGGAAAGAAUGCUACCAUUCGUGUCCAUUGCAUUCCUUCCAUAGCUCAAACCUCCCGUCAUCAAGAUCAUUUUUGUCAGCAUGGAGGGUCUCUCUUCUACCUUCGGGCCUAUGGUCCAGCUGUGCUACCAGGUCGUGUGAUGGAUUAUGGAAAUGGGACCUACGACAUUUCCUUUUUUCCAAUGGAUGCCGGAAUUUACCACCUGGAGGUUGUUCUAGCUUUCUCUUCACCUCCACCUUUCACUGCAUUUCCUCUUUCAUUGGAUCGGAAAGAAGAGCCCGCCUACGAAGGGUAUCCGUUGCCAGGAUUUCCAGUGGUGGUUGAUGUACAACCAGAGUCUAUUCCAACCAGUGUUGUUAUGAAAGCAAGAGACUGCCAAUCCGCGGACUUUUUCUGGAUCGGCAAUGCACGAGGACCACACCCUACUGAGAAUGGUCGGUGGAUUGUACAAGACAAGGCCACAUCCGCCACUGGAACAAAAUCAAGUCGAUCCAGCAAACAGGGUGGUGGUGUCUCGAUGGGUGGCUACCAAAAAGGUUUGAAUUCGGUGGGAGUGCGCAUGAAGUAUGCUCCCCGGCAUUGCAGACUGCUUCCUUUGAACCGAGCUAUCGACAAACUAGGUUGUGCAAGCGGCCACAACAUUCAUGUCAUCUACAUUGGCGACUCCAACUUGCGUCUACAAAAAAACACGUUUGAUUCCUUUUGGAAGACUGUCAGCUCUAAGGCCGCCGCCAACAACGAUUCUGGGCUACCUCACAUUGAAACCAGCCUGAUAUCUUUGCAUGGAGGUCUUCACCAAACUCUGCCAAAUGUCUCCCUUGCCCUUCGGGGCAUCUUGCACAAUGCAACCAGCACGGACUCCAAAAAGACAGCAACGGCGCACAUGAUACUCUUCAACUCGGGUCUACAUGACAUUUCACGUCGCUGUGCAAUGCCCAAUGGACACGAGCUGCUUAGCAUGAAUCUUUCCUGCACCCAAGACUACAAAAAUUCCUUUCGAGCACUGCUGAGCCUUGUAUCACAGUUUCCGGCGGACCUCAAGGUACUCCAAACAACGACAGCUGGAUGGCCCAAAUAUGGCAACUUUGGUUUCGCUUGGCCGCCUACCCAUCCACAAACCCUGCCUCGCGAUCCCAACUUUGUGGACCAUUUCAACUGUGUCAUGUUACAAGAAGUUGUCAACGCACGUACAGGUACACCGCGUGCGGCAGGCAGCUUUGGCAACAGCAACAGUGCAAUUUCGGUGAUGGAUGCUUUCUGGUUGACACUGUCUCGACCAGAUCAUCGAGAGGUGGACAAGACGAAUGCGAUAGGAAAGCAUCUGGUGCAUCCCGGACCGGAAGUGCUCAAUGCGCUGACCCGUCAAUGGAUCACAAUGAUCAUUGAGAGCCUUUGUGGCGGGGCUUCCGUUUAGAAGAGGAUGGAGAAAAGACAGAACGGCUACGGUACGUUGGUGCCCCGAGUGAUCUGCGAGCACACUGGUACUGUCGUGAAUCCAAUCUACACUU